Messenger RNA from Pseudocercospora fijiensis CIRAD86, 680 nucleotides. RefSeq lists its product as uncharacterized. The coding region runs from base 150 to 611 and encodes 153 amino acids. Gene Ontology annotation, cellular component: nucleus; cytoplasm. The record is from RefSeq and is a predicted model, not a curated record. NCBI's taxonomy places the organism in Eukaryota, Fungi, Ascomycota, Dothideomycetes, Mycosphaerellales, Mycosphaerellaceae. Gene Ontology annotation, biological process: proteasome assembly. The transcript is spliced from 2 exons.
CCACCUCACUUCCAUCAGCAAUACAUAUCGGGCGACGCGACCACCGUCAACAGCCGCCUGUCAGACCAAAAAGACAACACAUUCGCCAACAGGUCGCCUGAACAAGUCACCACUCGAACCCAAGGCUCCUCGCAACCACAUCAUCCAUCAUGUCCCUCCGCAUCGUCCCAGCUCCUUCCCACCCCUCAACCACAACCCCCAACCUCGGCGCCCCUUCCGCCCCAGGCGUCCACGACACCCUCCGCGCCAACCUAAGCUUGUCCACAUCAGCGGCCCCGAAAGCCUCCGCACCAUCCAACACCCUCUCCUCGCAUCCCCUGGAAUCACGUCUCUCGCAAUGGCGCACCCAACAAGACCACCUCAAAAUGGAAAUGUUGAGACGCCAGUUCGGAAUCGCAGAACCGGUGAGACGUCAGAUGGAAUUACAGAUUGUGCGGGCAGGCGAGUGGAGACCGGCGGUGUUUGGGGCGACGGCGGGACUUCAUGCGGAUAUUUUGAGUGGGAGGGAUUGUGAGAUUGGAUGGGAGGAUGUUUUUACUGGGGAGGAGUUGAGGGAGACGGUGGAUUUUCAUGUGGAGAUGGAGGGGAGAUUCAGGAUGGGGGAGUGGUAGAUUGAUUGCUGCUGCGCGGGUGUGGUUACAAGGAAUGAUGGAUGUGUUUUCGAGGGAGACAUGGAAAAU